Messenger RNA from Ilex paraguariensis (yerba mate), 268 nucleotides. Lineage: Eukaryota; Viridiplantae; Streptophyta; Magnoliopsida; Aquifoliales; Aquifoliaceae. The record is from the annotation of a GenBank genome assembly.
AUGGUAAAGGAUAGUUUCGGAUAUUUGCAUCUAAAAUAUUAUAAACGACAACAAUUGACGGAGAAAUCGGACGUGUACUCAUUUGGGGUGGUUUUAUUUGAGGUUUUAUGUGGUAGGCCGGCUAUAAUUCUAGAUUUACCCGAGGAGCAAGUGAAUUUGGCUGAGUGGGCCCGACAUUGUUAUAAAAAUGGGACCCUUGAUCAGAUUGUUGACCCUAAUAUAAGGGAGGAGAUUGCGCCAGAGUGCUUGAAGAAGUUUGGAGAAUUAG